AUGACAGUUUUGGACACAAUAGUGAGAUACAUUAGUGCCAGUUAUGCGGGCAAAGGAAGACCACUAAGUCGGUUAUUGAUAACUCGUAUCAUCUCGAUCUAUGGGAUCUCUACAUUGUUGUUUCUUGUGCGAUUGAGGAGGUUGAGGACUUCUGAGCAACGUGUUUCUGAAAUUUGCAAGUUUUGGAGGAAUUCAAGUGCUAUGGCAAUCGUAUCGACUUCAGUUCCGGUACUUCGACGUCUCACUAAUUUGGAAAAUUCCCAGAUCCUAUGGUCAACAAGCAUUGGAGCUUCUCUCUGGACAACUACUGAGCUCCCCAGCUGGCUAGCUUCGUACGUGGCCGUGGAAUCUGUCUCUGAGACAAUUAUCUCAAUGAAAAGCGUGAAAGAAACCAUAGUUCAUAUGGCGCCUUCGAGUCUGGUUAUAAGCAAGCAAUUUUUAUUAAGUCUCAUUGUUCCAUUAUUCUAUACUCGAUUUAAGAUGAGCAAGAAAACAUCUGGGGCGACUCGAUUUCUGUUCGGAAAACGUUCACUAGUACAAGACUUUGUGCUCUUCUACUGCAUCUGGAACUUCCUAUCAGUUUACAAUUCUUUCAAACGUUUCUUGCUGGAAAAGAGACGAAACAAGGGCUAUUAUCCACAGAGUAACUCGUCCCGACAGGUCGAUGACUGGCCGAUGAUUUCGGGGAAUUUGAAGCCACUAAUGGAUAAGCUCGGGGAGAUCCACGAGAUAACACUGCAUGACAGUUACUCACUAUUUGAGAAAUUAAUGAAUUCGGCAGCAAUAAAAAACGUUGUACCUUGUUUUAGAUGGGCAGUAUGGAGACAACUAUGCGUCAAGACACUACACCAUUCUCCACCCAAAUAUUUCGUGAACACGAACCUGAUGAAAUCAAUCACUCUAAUGUUGGGAUUCUUUGUGCUAGAUGGUAACAACAGCAGUAUGGACGUGAGACCGGGAGUAUUAAGAUAUCUGAUCCGGUGUAUUCUAAACACGUAUUUGCAAGAUACUUCUCUCAAUGUCCAAAAGACAAUCACAUUCCUAUUUUCCCACCUGGCAUUGUACAGCAGUAAACAACGACCCAAUUAUGUGUAA
Messenger RNA from Torulaspora delbrueckii, 1095 nucleotides. It is a transcript of the gene PEX35, whose product is annotated as Pex35p. NCBI's taxonomy places the organism in Eukaryota, Fungi, Ascomycota, Saccharomycetes, Saccharomycetales, Saccharomycetaceae. The record is from RefSeq and is a predicted model, not a curated record. The transcript has a single exon. The coding region runs from base 1 to 1095 and encodes 364 amino acids.